AUGCACAAGUUAUCUGUGAAUCGUGCGUCCACCGCAGCGAGUGCUCCAAUCUGCACUCCUCCUCCUGCAGCGGAGGACGUGAAGAAGUUGAAGAACCGCAUGGCUUCGCUGGAGGCUGAGUCCGCUGUCACCUCCGCUCGCACCAGUCGCUUUUCGGGUGGAAGCGAUAUCAACAAUUCUCUGGACGGAGCUGGAGGCGCUGGAGGCACCAACAUUUACCUGGGAGGAGGGGCUGGGACAGCGGGGGCGGGGACUGCGAUAGCCGGGGCUGGGACUGCCGGAGGGUGGGGUGGUGGAGGAGCUGGCACCGCUGUUGGCACUGGGUCUGAUGCACAAGUAGGUGUGGGGGUGGGGGUGGGAGCCGGGACAGCAGGUGGAGCCGGGGGAGCAGGAGGGGCCACUGGAGCUGGUACAAGUGGAGUGGCGGUGAUUGGAGGUGGGGGAGCUGCAGGAGGAGCAACAGGAGCGGCUGGAGGAGCAGGAGGAGCAGGAGGAGCGGGGGCUGGAACAGGAGCCGGGAACACCAUCAUCUACUUUGGAGGCGGAGGUGGAGCCGGCAGCAGCGGAGGUGUAGGGACCGGCACUUCCACUGACACCAGGUACACAGAGACCAGCAGUGGCACCAAAUACACCUCGUCAGGCUCCACCAGCUACAGCGGGACCAGUGGGGCCAGUGGAGGCGCAGGGACCAGCUUCACCUGGAGCGGAGGACAGCUGGACGCAGCCACUCUGCAGAUGGUCAUCCAGCAGAAUCUGAGGUCUGAGCUGCAGUCUCAAGCAUUCAGGGCAUACUUGGCGUCAGCAUCAGUAGGUGGAGAGCGGGGGCUUCCUGGACCUAAAGGAGAUGCAGGAUUAAAAGGAGAAAUGGGUUACCCAGGAAGUCCAGGUCCCAUGGGCCACGCUGGACCAGAGGGUCCCAAAGGCCAAAAAGGAACUAUGGUCCUGACGUAUUGUAUUUGUGACCAGGUGAGGCGGGACCAGAGGGGCCACCCGGUCUCAGGGGCCGUGAGGGCCCACAAGGUCCCAGAGGAGAGCCUGGGCCACAAGGUUUUGGAGAGAAAGGAGACAAAGGAGCUGCUGGUGAGCCUGGGGGUCCUGGGAUUAUGGGCCCGGUCGGACCAAAAGGUUUGGCAGGCGCUCCUGGCCACAAUGGACCUCCAGGACAACCAGGUGUGCAAGGGUUCAGCGGACAACAAGGAUUGCCAGGGCCUAAAGGUGACAGAGGCCUUCCUGGAUUCCAAGGUCUUAAAGGUGACACGGGCGAUAAGGGUCCGAGGGGGGUGCCAGGUGAUGUUGGUGUACCCGGGGCGCCUGGGCCGGCAGGAGAGAUGGGGCCCAAAGGAUCAAUGGGUCUUUCUGGAAUUGAUGGAGCAAAAGGCUCAAGAGGGGACUCAGGCCAAGCUGGACCCCCAGGGCUACGAGGCCCGGCCGGUCCUCCAGGAGAUGCCGGCAUGCCAGGUCAACCAGGACUGCAAGGACCACCAGGGAUCGCAGGGAAUCCAGGACAACCUGGAGUUAAAGGAGAACCCGGUGCACCAGGAAGAAUCAUUAAUGCAGCUGGUUCUAGUUCUGUUGGGAUCCCAGGACCCCCAGGCCCUUCAGGCCCCCCUGGCCCUGCUGGCCCCCCAGGAUUAUCAGGUCCAAUUGGCCCAGCUGGUCUUCCUGGCCAAACUGGUCCUAAAGGUGACAGGGGCGAUCAAGGGGAGCGAGGCGUGUCAGUUAGAACCAGUGAAACCCUCAGUUCAAGUAGAACCCAAAACCAAUACUCUGCAGGUGGAGUCUCUGGAGCAGUGGGACCCCCAGGACCACCCGGGCCCCCGGGACAACCAGGACGUCCAGGAGAUUCAAGACAAGGUCCACCUGGUCCUCCUGGUGUCCCUGGUCAGCCUGGUUAUGGUAGACCAGGGCCAAAAGGAGACAGAGGAGAAUCAGGCUUUGCUUCCAGCUCAGGUACAACAUACUACACUGGACCACCAGGCCCCCCAGGCCCCCAGGGACCACAGGGAACCAAAGGCGAUCCUGGAGUUCCUGGUAUUCCCGGCACAUCCAGAGGCUCAGUGUCUGUCACUGCUGGUCCUCCCGGUCCUCCUGGACCUGCGGGACCACCUGUACAUCACAGAUUACAUGAGCCGCAGCAGUCAGUUUGCUGUACAAGGACCUCCAGGCCCCCCCGGGCCCCCAGGGGCCCCUGGCUCCUACUCCGGCUCCCUCGAGGACCUGUCGACUCGGAUCAUUGCAUACUUACAACGGUCAGGCUCUAGUGUGAGAAUCGGUUUACCAGGACCUCCAGGACCUCCUGGGCCCUCUGGUCCGGGCACUCUGUCAGUCAGCGCUCUAAUAGCCUUGUUACAGAGAGACGAUGUGAGGAGGUAUGUGAUCGGACCACCUGGCCCACAGGGACCACCUGGGCCCUCAGGAGCAGCGGUCGAUGGCUCCUUUGGUGGUUACUCUUUGGAGCAGAUAUCCACUUAUGUCAUCAAAAUCAUAACAGAGAGAGGACUCGGCAGAGGACCACCAGGACCACCUGGACCGGCUGGACCCCCUGGACCUGGAAGCUCAGGGUUUACUACAGCCACCAUUGAUUACUCUGCACUUAUGAGAAACUCAGAGUUCCGCUCGUGGAUGAACUCUGCCCUACAGCACAGUAAUUCUGGACCCCCAGGAUCCCCUGGUGCCCCAGGUCUACCCGGCCCCCCAGGACCCCAGGGACCACCUGGUGUGUCCACCUCCACAGUGUAUGGCUCAGGAGGCCGCAGCUACAGCUUUGAGGACAUCCAGAGAUACAUACAGACUUCUAGGGUACAAGGUGCACCAGGGCCUCCAGGUCCUCCGGGCCCCCAGGGGCCUCCAGGCUCAAACAGUGGAUCAGUCACAUACAGUGGAAGCUUCUCUCGAGACAGCCUCCGCUCUGAGCUGCAGGACUACAUGUCCAGCGAGAGUGUCCGGCGCUCCAUCAUGGGCCCCCCAGGGCCUCAAGGACAGAAGGGAGACCGUGGAGAGCCAGGUUACAUCCACAGCCAGACGCAGAGCUACUCCCAGGGAGACUCUCGAUAUGGCUCCCAAGGAACUCAGAUCAAAGAGAUCGACAUCCGGGGACUCACAGAGACUCUGGACUAUUCUAAUGUGGCCAUGAAGGUCACGGACUACAUCAAGAAUCAAGGUCUGCUGCAGGACUAUCUGGGGGACGGCUCUCUGCGGACUCAAGUACGAGCCAUUCAGGGCCCCCCUGGACCAGCAGGCCCCCCCGGCCCCCCGGGAUACAGCCGCGUCCUGGCCUCCUACGGCAAUAUAACAGCUGACCUGAUGGACUUCUUCAGGGCACACGGGACCAUCCCAGGACCCAGAGGACUCCCAGGUCCCAGAGGGGAGAGGGGCUACUCAGGGCUCAAAGGAGACAAAGGUGAUCCGGGACAGCCUGGUCUCCCGGGGUUACCAGGAGCAUACACUAUACAAAUUCCACACAGACUCCAGAAGAGAGAAACAGCUAAAAAACACCACCACGUUCGAAACAAAGACCUCGGAGCCGCGGACAAAGCCUGA
Knipowitschia caucasica is the source of this 3540-nucleotide messenger RNA. The record is from the annotation of a GenBank genome assembly. NCBI's taxonomy places the organism in Eukaryota, Metazoa, Chordata, Actinopteri, Gobiiformes, Gobiidae.